This is a messenger RNA of Alternaria arbusti, 2121 nucleotides long. RefSeq lists its product as uncharacterized. Gene Ontology annotation, cellular component: nucleus. Gene Ontology annotation, molecular function: zinc ion binding; DNA-binding transcription factor activity, RNA polymerase II-specific. The record is from RefSeq and is a predicted model, not a curated record. NCBI's taxonomy places the organism in Eukaryota, Fungi, Ascomycota, Dothideomycetes, Pleosporales, Pleosporaceae. Gene Ontology annotation, biological process: positive regulation of transcription by RNA polymerase II; aromatic amino acid catabolic process. The transcript has a single exon. Bases 1 to 2121 code for a protein of 706 amino acids.
AUGGACGACUCCGCUACUGGCACAGGCCAACAGGAUGCCAAUUCGGCGUCCGCAAGCAAAAAGCGGACCCACCCCGAGGACUUCAAGCGUGCAUAUAAGGCUUGCAUCAACUGUCGUCAACGCAAGGCAAAAUGCAUCCUGGGUACGGGGCCAGAUGGUGGUGAACUAAAGCCACCAUGUCAGCGAUGCAAGCGGGAGAUGCGCGAGUGUGUGUUUCGCUCCGAGAGAAGCUGGGUUAAGAGACGUAAACCGGGGGAAGCGGCGCGCGAGGGCGAGGAAGACGAUGAGGCUGUUCAUGAUCGCCCUCAGUCAAAUCCUGCGCCAAACGUGCAGCCCUCGCCAGCUCAUAGGUCGUCUAUAUCGACGCAUGGUUUCACGCCGGGGACUAGUCCGCAUGUCAACGGCACGAAUCGCGCUGAGUUUCAGUCACCUCAUGGGCAUCUUCGCAGGAUCUCGUCGAGCCAGCCGGAUCUUGCGCAUUCGGUUAUGCGGACCGUGGUCUCGAGUGGGAGCGAUGCGUUGAAUUUGCUUUUCGAAGCUGCGCACCACCGCGAUGCUAUCGAUAGCCAGGAACAGUCGGGCUCGCAAGCAUAUGAGACUCCUAGGUCGGGGCCAUCGGGCUAUGAGGGUGUUCCGUCGUCGCCGUUCCAUACCUUCAGAGCGCAGCCGGUGCAGAUGUCGACGCCGUCACCAGAGACGCUGAAGACGUGGACAUCGUGUCGGUUCGUGCAGAUGGGCUGGUUCUCCGCGCAUGAGGCGGUCACCUACGUUGAUCUAUUCUUCAAGAACUGCUCGCCGUUGUCGCCAAUACUGGGAGAGUUUUACUCUCAUCAUGAGAAUCACUACACGCUGAUUGCGCUGGAUCCAUUCUUGUGCACUACCAUACUUAUGAUUUCAUCUAGGUACAACAUUCUUCCUGGUGUAGGUGGCGCAUCCAGAGGUUACUUCGUGCACGACAGGCUUUGGGAGCAAUGCCAGCGCUUCAUCAUGAAGAUCAUGCUCGGCCAGGUUAAGCCAUCCAAAGCGCAGAGUCGGACGAUCGGAUCCAUAGAGGCGCUUCUCUUGCUAUCUGAAUGGCACCCUCGCGCGCUGCAUUUCCCCACUGCUGCUGAUGGCUGGGAUUGCGAGCUCAUGAUCGGCGCGAACAACACCACAGAGGAAGGCGCGAAGCUGUUGGAAGGAGAUGUAACGUCCAACCGAUGGCUUGAAGAUGUCAUUGAGCCCGCAAAGCGUUCCGACCGUAUGUCAUGGAUGUUGAUGGGCUGCGCGCUGUCACUGGCACAAGAACUGGGUCUCUUUGAAGACAACGCUAGAAUCGACAAGGACCAAGUCUCCUACCCAAAGUUUACGACGGAGUACCUCAUCUUACGGAGGAUUCGGGCUCGGAAGCUACUAUACGUUUUGCUCGAACAGCUUUCAUGGAGGCUCGGUUGCACAUCGAUGAUCCCGCAGAGUCUUAAUCAUGCUCUGAUGGAGAAGAUACCAGUCGACUCUGCGACUGGUGCGGUCGAGCAAUGGCAGUCGUUCAUGAGUGCCUGGGUCGAACUCACCAAGCUCGCGCGCUCAAUCUCAGACACCAUCUACCCAAACACCGCCACAACACGAAGCUUACUACGCACUGGUCGCUACAUCGGGCUGCUCGAACACUUCCAGCCACUACUGGUAUCAUGGCGGAAGAAGUACCUCGACCCAUGCAAGCUCAAAGUCGGCCUCCACGACAUGCUCCACAUCGAAUACCAAUACGUCCGCAUCUACACCAACUCCCUCGGCAUGCAAGCCGUCGUCGAGCGUACACUCGCUGAAACCGAUCCCGAUGUGCCGCAGGAAGAUAACCUUCCCUUCAACCUCGAGCCGCGAGACUACGACUUCAUUCAAGAAGUCGUCGACGGAAGCUGCCAGAUCCUGCAAAAGGUCUGUCAGCUUUCUGAAACAGGGGCGCUGCGGUACUCGCCUGUCAGGAUCUUCUUGCGGAUAACGACUAGCUCAAUUUACCUGAUCAAAGGGUUGAGUUUGGGGAGUCGGAAUGCGAAGUUGCAGAGCUGCUUGGACAUCCUGGAUGCCGCGAUUAGAGCUCUUCGCGCGAGUAAACCGCAAUCUCUCCCCACUACUGUCGUCUACUAA